Molecule: messenger RNA, 1987 nt
Organism: Aspergillus ruber CBS 135680
Lineage: Eukaryota; Fungi; Ascomycota; Eurotiomycetes; Eurotiales; Aspergillaceae
Product: putative MFS transporter
Exons: 9
Coding region: 1-1545 (514 amino acids)
Biological process (GO): transmembrane transport
Cellular component (GO): membrane
Molecular function (GO): transmembrane transporter activity
Source: RefSeq, a predicted model, not a curated record
AUGAAGGCCAGUGAAACAAAAGAUCAGAAAAGCUAUGCUCUAUCAACAGUUACUCCCAGAUAUGAUGAUGUCGAAGAUGGCCAGAUAAUCUCCACGCUUGACGAGGCAGAACUCUUUCUCCACGAGCAUGGCAUCACCCAUGCACAAAUGCAAGAGAUGCUGAGUGACGAGACAAAAUCCAAGAAGCUCCGACGACGGAUCGACUGUAUCCUUCUCCCGCUACUAUGUGGGACGUACAUUCUGCAGUAUAUUGAUAAACAGCAGGCGCUCUCAUACAGUGCGGUGUUCGAUCUCUUCGACAAUGCGAAUAUCACCAGUGACCAGUAUAGCUGGCUGACCAGUAUUUUCUACUUCGGUUACCUCUUCUGGGAGUACCCGGCUAGUUACAUCGCCCAGCGUUUGCCGGUUGGGACCGUUAUUUCUACAUUUGUUCUCUGCUGGGGCUCCAUCCUCAUGAUAACAGCCAGUUCCCACAACUUCACCGGACUAGGAAUUUGCCGUUUCCUGCUAGGCUGCUUCGAGGCCCCCAUCACGCCGUGCUUCAUGAUGAUCGUUGGCAUGUGGUAUCUACGACAAGAGCAGCCCUUCCGAGCAGGAUGCUUUUACUGCUGCAACGGCGUUGGUGCAAUGGUCGGAGGCUUGAUUACAUACGGCAUCGGCCAAAUCGAUAGCUUCCCCGUCUGGAAAGCUGUGUUUAUGAUCUGCGGUGGUGCGACGGUUAUCUGGGGUGGGGUGUUGAUGAUUUUUCUUCCGAAUAGCAUUCUCUCAUCGAAGGGGUUUACUGUUGAGGAGAAGGUUUUGCUUAUUGGGAGGGGAAAGCACAAUCAGACAGGUAUCCUAAACCGCUCUAUCAAAUGGCACCAAAUCCGCGAGGCACUUAUCGACCCGCAAGUUUGGAUCCUUUUCCUCUUCACCUUGCUGAAUGAGACCAUCAAUGGGGGUUUUGCCAACUUCGGAAAACUCAUCAUCAAAGGCCUCGUCGACAGCUCCCUUCUGACAACAACACUAGGCAUCCCCCAAGGAGCCUUCCAGGUAUUCUUCAUUCUCUCAGGCUCCUACCUCGCAACACGGUUCAAGAACAUCCGCACAAUCAUAAUGGCCAUCUAUCUCAUCCCCACCGUUCUCGGAAUAAGCCUUCUCUGGAAAUUUCCACGGGGUGAAAACCAAUACGGCGUGCUUUUCGGCUACUAUAUUACGGGAUCCUUCGUCUCCUCCCUCGUACUCGCCCUCCAGAUGCCCUCCAGCAACAUGGGAGGCUACACCAAGCGCGUUACCUCCACCGCGCUCGUCUUUCUGGCCUACUGUAUUGGGAACAUCAUCGGUCCGCACGCGUUUCUGUCAGACGAGGCUCCUGUGUAUCCGACGGCAUGUAAACUCGGUCUGGCUUGUGCGGUGACUCAAAUUGCUUGUGCCCUGGGGUUGAGGGUGUUGCUGGUUCGGAGGAAUCUGGUGAAGGAGAGGGGGAUGAGUGUUGAGGGGUUGGGGGAAGAGGUUUUGACUGAUUUGACUGAUUUUGAGAAUACGAGGUUUCGGUAUGUUUAUUGAGUUGGUUGGGCGCUAGAAUCUGUAUAGCUUGUUGUGUAUUUGGUUUGUGAGGGCUAAAGUAUUCUUCGGGUAUGGUAAAUAGGUAUGAUUAAUGACAGCUUCUUGUGUACGACAUGGUAGAAGGACUUGACUGUAAACAUUGCAUUCUAUAUUCGCCAGUCGUUCUCCCCCAAGCGAACCCUCUUUAUCUGAUUAUAGCGAUUGCCUAUCAAACAUUUUACUGUUGUUCCCUCGAGUGACAAUCAUCGACACAGUGUCUCUUCUUAGUCACGGUCAGAUCCCAUGUGCCGAUUCCAGAGCAGACUAAAUAUGCAUCCCUCGGACCCUGUAUAUGCAAAGCAUCUAGAUCCCUACUAUUCGGUGGCAUCGAACCUCACGUAGCGUGGUGUACAAGAUCAUCCACUGCGACAAUGCAAAUCUCUGCUCACAAAGCACACGUCUG